Messenger RNA from Diabrotica balteata, 1302 nucleotides. NCBI's taxonomy places the organism in Eukaryota, Metazoa, Arthropoda, Insecta, Coleoptera, Chrysomelidae. The record is from the annotation of a GenBank genome assembly.
UUUAGACUUAGGAUAUAAACAAAUAAAAAAUACUCUGUGGGUUCCAGUAUAUCCUUUAUUUUGCAGAAUAAAAAGUAUAACAUGGACCCGGAAAAGAAAGUUGCAAACACUUUCGUAUAUUUAGAUAUACAAUUUGAUGGACUUAAAGCUGGAAGAGUCGUGAUAGAAUUAUACAAUGAUCAAGUACCAAAGACUGUGGAAAACUUUAGAACUCUAUGUACAGGUGAAAAAGGAAUUGGUAAAAAGGGAAAGCCGCUUCAUUACAAAGGAACAAAGUUUCAUAAAGUGGUUUCUAUGUGUAUGGUUCAGACUGGUGAUAUUAUAAACAACAAUGGAACCAGCGGAGAAAGUAUAUAUGGUGAAUAUUUUGAAGAUGAAAAUUUUUCUGUAAAGCAUGAUCAAGAAGGUAUUGUAGGUAUGGUGAAUAUGGGACCAAAUACAAAUCAAUCACAGUUUUACAUUACAACACAGCCUUGUUUCCACUUGGAUAACUCAAAUGUAGCGUUUGGAAAAGUAGUAAAAGGUUUAAAUAUACUUGUCGAAAUGUCAGAUCUACCUCGAGAAAACGACAAACCAUUAGGGGAGUUAAUCAUAGCUGACUGUGGAGAAUUUAAACCCGACGAACCUUGGAAUAUAACAGAAGAUGACGGCACCGAAGAUAAAUAUCCACCUUGGCCUGACGAUUGGGAAGAACAAGAUGCCGAUGCUAUUCUAGUGGAACAAACUGUAAAUGACAUAAAGAGUGCUGGUAACUUCUAUUUUAAUAAAAAGGAUUUUGCGAUGGCGGAACGAAAAUACGUUAAGUGUAUAAGAUAUUUUGAUUGGUAUAUGAAUAAGAAAAAAGAACCGACUUUGGAAAGAAGUAUACGAUUAACGUUGAUGAUGAAUUUAGCAAGUGCCCAGUUGAAGAGGAAUAAAUACAAGGAAACCGCGUCUUUGUGUACGGCGUUGAUUAAAGAAGACCCGGACAAUGGAAAAGUCUAUUACCGACGAGCACAAGCGAUGAUGGGAUUAAAAGAAUAUGAUAGAGCUUUAAAAGAUUUAAAGACUGCCUUAGGUCUGCAUCCAAAUGACAAAAACAUCAUUCGACUAUUAAAUAAUGUUAAAAAAGAUAAACUUACUUACCUAAAAAAAGAAAAAGUAUUUUUUUCCAAGUUGUUUAAUUAGUGUUUUGUAAGUAACAUUUAUAUAUUUUAUAUUUAUCUAAAUAUAUGAGCGAAAUAUAUCUGCUGGCGUGAUCUAUUUGUAAUAGAUGUAAUAAAUAUAUUUUUAAACAGUGUUUAAUAAAACUUUAAAUAAAAU